AUGGUAUGGAGGGCCAAGGACCACAAGGGCCCUGUUCUGCUUCACGAGUACACCGUCAUCACGGAGCAGCGACGGUACAGGAGUAAGCCCUGCUGGCCGCCCCUGGGGCUUGGGCGCCACAGCACGGGGCAGGGUGCCCAGGGCGCUGGACUCGGAUUCAGCGCUGGCUCUUGCAAGGACCAGACACGGGACCUUGGGCCUCAGCAGGCCCCUGUGCCCACUACUCCGCACCCCUCCCCGCAGGGAAGCGAGUGGGAGCGCUCCAGGGGUUCCGCCGAGUCCCGCCCUCGGGGGCGGGGUUGGAGCGGUCACGUGGAGGGGCGUCCAGUUCCCCCGCCCAGCCCGAGCCCCGCCCCGCCCCCAGGCUCCAAGCCCCCCACCCGCCCUCCACCAGCCGAGAGCUCAGAGCCAGAGCAGGGCACCGCGCGGGCUCGGGACCGGCCGCCACCACCCAGCUGCCGAGGGUGCCGCGCGGUUUCAAGAACCCCUGCUCGCUGCGUGGCCUUCUCUGGCCAGCUGUGCGGGCGGCUGGACAGCAGCGGCAGCGACAGCGAGGACUCGAGCGCGGGCGGCAGCAGCGACACCAUGGAUCUGUCCUUUAUGGCCGCACAGCUACCCAUGAUGGGAGGAGCCUUCAUGGACUCGCCCAAUGAGGACUUCAGCACCGAGUACUCCCUCUUUAACUCCUCCACCAACGUGCACGCGGCUUCCAACGGCCAAGGGCAGCCGGAGGAGCCGCCCAGGUCCUCCAACGACGCUGUGCUGCUCUGGAUCGCCAUCAUAGCGACACUGGGGAACAUCGUGGUGGUGGGGGUGGUGUACGCCUUCACCUUCUGAGCCACGGGAGCUCCGGGCCGGCCCGCCUGCGCUGGGCGCACCGCGGGCGCGGUCCCCACUGGCCUGUGACCGCACCCAUGUUCUAGAACCAUGAGUUCUGACCGGGAGCACAGCCUCUCAAGCGGAGCGACCAUGCAUCCGGAAUUUACCCCAAGCAGCCCCGAUUUCAAAAACCCCCUGCUGUGGUUCUGCUGAUCCAGAAAAUGUGGAAGCCUGGGCAUCCGGCCCCUGGAGGCACGACAAGGCAAAACCUUCGGGGAACAGGUUGGAAAAUUCUUGAAACUGCAUUCCCCCAACAUGAGACCGGAGGGAGCAGUCAAGUUUGGUUUAAAAUACAGACAUGAUUGGAUGAUCCCUUGCUGGCACUAAA
Messenger RNA from Bubalus bubalis (water buffalo), 1207 nucleotides. It is a transcript of the gene C20H14orf132, whose product is annotated as chromosome 20 C14orf132 homolog. The transcript has 3 exons. The record is from RefSeq and is a predicted model, not a curated record. The coding region runs from base 1 to 837 and encodes 278 amino acids. Lineage: Eukaryota; Metazoa; Chordata; Mammalia; Artiodactyla; Bovidae.